AUGGACUUGCUCGGCCUGCUGCUCACCCCAGCUGCCGCGCGCGCCUUCUACCUCGCCGCCUCAGCUCUUGUUCUCGUCAUACAGGCAACGCCCGCCCUUCGCAACCGCUUCCUGGCCUACGGCUCCCGUGCAACGGACGCGAAGCCCUCCCAGGCCCGCCCGCCGAAUGCCUUAGAGCGACUGCUCGACUAUGCCGCGAGCUUCCAGGUCCCGCACAACUAUUUCACCCACUUCUACAUCGUCUCGGUUGCGAGUUCCGUGUUCUGGGGAUGGAAGCUGCGGCUCUGGGAUGCGGGCGGGCAACUGCCUCUUGUCUGGGCUCUGAUGCUGCUCCAGGGCACGCGAAGGCUGGUAGAGUCGUAUGUGUAUACGUCAUCAAGUAAGAGCAGGAUGUGGUUUGCGCAUUGGAUACUCGGGCUGGUUUUCUACCUGGCGACCAACGUGGCCGUAUGGGUUGAGUUGCGGACGCACGCCGUACGCCAUCGCGAGUCAACCCAGGCUGUGCUAGGCUGGCGGACUGCUGUCCUAGUACCGGCAGUCCUCACAGCCCAGGUCCUUCAGCACAGCUACCAUGCCUACCUCUAUCGCCUCCGAACACAGAACAACGGCUACCAGCUGCCGUCGCAUCCGCUCUUUCCGAAUCUGCUCUGCCCGCACUACUCCUGCGACAUUGCCGUCUACGUCCUGCUAUCGUUUCUCGGUGCUCCCGCCGGUCAUGCUAUCAAUUGGACAUUGGCGACAGCUGCGCUCUUCACAGCCGUGAACCUCGGCGUCACAGCUGUCGGUACGAAGGAAUGGUACGAGCAGAAGUUCGGCAAAGAUAAGGUGAGCGCGCGGCGGCGCAUGAUCCCUUGGUUGUGGUAG
Molecule: messenger RNA, 864 nt
Organism: Didymosphaeria variabile
Lineage: Eukaryota; Fungi; Ascomycota; Dothideomycetes; Pleosporales; Didymosphaeriaceae
Gene: DFG10
Product: 3-oxo-5-alpha-steroid 4-dehydrogenase
Exons: 2
Coding region: 1-864 (287 amino acids)
Biological process (GO): polyprenol catabolic process; dolichol-linked oligosaccharide biosynthetic process
Cellular component (GO): endoplasmic reticulum
Molecular function (GO): 3-oxo-5-alpha-steroid 4-dehydrogenase activity
Source: RefSeq, a predicted model, not a curated record